Musa acuminata subsp. malaccensis (wild Malaysian banana) is the source of this 761-nucleotide messenger RNA. RefSeq names its product probable ribosome biogenesis protein RLP24. The record is from RefSeq and is a predicted model, not a curated record. Gene Ontology annotation, biological process: ribosomal large subunit biogenesis. Lineage: Eukaryota; Viridiplantae; Streptophyta; Magnoliopsida; Zingiberales; Musaceae. Gene Ontology annotation, cellular component: nucleolus.
ACGUCGAGUCGCUCCACCUCCACCUCGUCCGCCGCCUCCCUCUGCCCCCUCGGCUGCCGCGAGAGAGCCGUGCCCUCCGUCCUCUUGCCAUCAUUCUCUAGAGAAAAUUGGUCCCUGAGUUGGAUUGAAGAUGAGAUUAGAAAAGUGUUGGUUCUGCUCAUCGACCGUAUAUCCGGGACAUGGAAUUCAAUUUGUUCGAAAUGAUGCAAAGAUAUUCCGAUUCUGCCGAUCGAAAUGCCAUAAGAACUUCAAAAUGAAGAGAAAUCCUCGCAAGGUGAAAUGGACAAAGGCAUAUAGACGAUUGCAUGGGAAGGAUAUGACACAGGACUCAACAUUCGAGUUUGAAAGGAGACGUAACAGGCCUGAAAGAUAUGAUAGAAAUGUUACAGAGAUGACACUGAAGGCUAUAAAGAAGAUUGACAAAAUCAGAGUGGAUAGGGAGGUUAGACACCACAAAAUGAGGAUGAAGGGUAAAAAGGCAUUUGAGCAGCAGGCAGCAAUUAAGGAGUUGGAGAACAGUAUUGAUUUGGUCAAAGCACCUGUUGCCCUGCAACAGGAUUCACAAUUUACUCUUGCAAAGAUUAAAGUCAAGGUUUCUCAAUCACAGCCUGAGGGAGAGCGCAUGGAAGAAUAAUGCAUCGCCGAAUCUUAGGAGUCUUGUUGAGUUUUGUUUUGUGUUUUUGUGUGCUCGACUGCCUGUCAUGGUUAAUAUGUGGUUCCUUGAAUAUUCUUAUGUGAAAAAUGGAUACUUUGCUAUUAUU